UCGCAGACAGCUGCCACUCCCACCACUAGGAGAAGGCACUCCACUGGACAAACAUCUUAUUCCCCAACCCGUGCCAAAGAAUGUGUGUACAGAGUCCAGUGACGGAACAGGUAUUUCUUAUGCUGAGCUUCGCUACGAUGUUCCAACAAAUGCUAUUCCAGUGAGCGAGAACUAUGGCGGACAUUUUCCUCCCUCCUCCUUUCCUCCCGACACCAACUCAGCUUUUGAAUUACACCCCAUGGCAAACUCUGCACACAGUAUCUCAGAUCCCCUGCAAAACCACAAUGACUUGUCCGACUCUGGCCAUAAAGGAGGUAUGAUGUCACCACUAUAAGUAUGGUUUAUACC
Mizuhopecten yessoensis (Yesso scallop) is the source of this 348-nucleotide messenger RNA. RefSeq lists its product as uncharacterized. The annotation marks the transcript as partial. The record is from RefSeq and is a predicted model, not a curated record. The transcript is spliced from 2 exons. Lineage: Eukaryota; Metazoa; Mollusca; Bivalvia; Pectinida; Pectinidae.